This is a messenger RNA of Hemicordylus capensis (graceful crag lizard), 2064 nucleotides long. Its product is annotated as tumor necrosis factor receptor superfamily member 23-like. Gene Ontology annotation, cellular component: plasma membrane; CD95 death-inducing signaling complex; external side of plasma membrane. The transcript is spliced from 9 exons. Gene Ontology annotation, molecular function: tumor necrosis factor receptor activity; protein binding. Gene Ontology annotation, biological process: extrinsic apoptotic signaling pathway in absence of ligand; activation-induced cell death of T cells; TRAIL-activated apoptotic signaling pathway. Lineage: Eukaryota; Metazoa; Chordata; Lepidosauria; Squamata; Cordylidae. The record is from RefSeq and is a predicted model, not a curated record. Bases 348 to 1295 code for a protein of 315 amino acids.
CUAGGGUGGAAAAAGCCCAACGGGAAUGGAGGGCGAACUUGUCCAGAGCGAUUCUGGCUGGGGCUACUGAACCGAGCCUAGAAAUAUCGGAAGUGAGCGCCCCGCCUCCCCCUGCUAAACUGAUUCAAGAGGAUUGUGGAACCACGGAACUCCUUCCGUGGCUUUCAGAACGGCGAAGUCGUCGAUUUUGACUCACCGGGAGGACUGGGAAGAGGCUCCUCCUCUCUCGCCCUCCCCAACCCGCGCCCCGAUCACAAGGUACUUGGGCACUUCGCUUCCUUUCUGCUCGGAGUUGGAGAAGCCAAGGUGCAUGGUGGGGAAGUCCUGCUGGCCUGGAAGUGGCCGCCAUGGCGAUGAAGCGGGCCCUUCUGUUCACACUGGCACUGCUUGUGGCGGAGGUUGAAUCUCCAUCAUUGCAUCUCAGCUGCGAAAAAGGAGAAUAUGCCUAUUCUGGGCGGUGCUGCAAAAAGUGCCCUGCUGGUACCCAUGUUGAAAAUGAAUGCAUUGUUCCACAUAAUCCAGGGACAUGUAAAGACUGCACAGCAGGAGAGGACUACACUGCUUAUGAAAAUAGUUUAGACCAUUGCUUGCGUUGUGAAGAAUGCAGAUCUGGUAAAAGAAUGGUGAGGCCUUGCACUGUGACGAGUAACACUGAAUGUCAGUGCAAUGAUGGGUAUUACUGCCCUCCAGGCUGUGAAGAAUGCCUCAGGUGCACGGAAAAAUGUCCAGAAGGGCAGACUCUUCUGCGAAAAUGCAAUGCCACUGCAAACAUAGAGUGUGGGGUGUCUCCUGAAGAAGCUACAUAUGACGUAAAAAUUGUUGUGAUCAUCGUCUUUGUGAUUGUUGCUGUUGCUGUUGCUAUUUUGACCACAUUCCUGUGGCUCUGUAAAAAGGAAUUCCGCUUUUUUAAAGAGGACAAAGUAAAAGAAUCCCAAGAUCUGUUGGUACCAGAAGCCACACGUCGUGUAGUGAUAGUUACAAAUGCUUCUCAUAAAGAGUUGAAGAGUCUCUAUUUUGGUAUACGUGAUGAGGUGCCACAGGAGGAUUAUAAGACACUUGUGAGGAAGAUGGGUUUAUCGGACAAUGACAUUACCAGAAUAUGCCGUGAUAAUCCUUAUCAUGCUGACGAACAGGAUUAUCAGAUGUUAAAAACUUUACAAGAUAAACUUGGAAUUGAGAGAUCUUUAUGUGGCCUAUUAGAUGCACUGUGGGACAUGAAACUUAAGCGCAUUUAUGAAAACUUACUAAAUCAAUUAAUAAGCAAUGAUAUAGUAACAAUGGAGACCAAAGAGUAAUGUCUUGGUUUAAAAAGGAAAAAAAAGAACAAGGCUGCCAAGGAUUUGCAAAAAUUACUGAUAUGGUGAUCCGUUCCAUUAGUCCGGAGGAUUAAGUGAUGCAUACGUUCAUUUUGUAACAUGUAAACUUGACAGUCAUCAUUGUACUCAAACCUCUGUGAAUUGCUGUACUUGAAAGUGAACUUGGGCAUCAGUGUUUAAAAAUCUCAACUUGUUUGGUGUCCACAUUGUGAAAGUGGAUUUGCACAAUACAAGAUAAUGUAACUCUAACAACUUCAUUUGGUAUCAGAAAAUAUGUUAAUCUUUGAGACUGAACAAAAGGACUGUAGUUUAAAGUGUAUUAUUCCACAAAGCUUUUUCUUGGUAUAUAGAUGUUUUGUGUAAAAUGCAUUAUUACAACCAAAUUUCACUACAAUACCUUGUUAUUACAUGAACUGGUGUUUAUGGAAUACCAAAUUGAUAUGUAUGAAUGAUGUACAGCAGACUGAAACUAGGAGGCAUAGUUUCAGAUCCAGAUCCUCGAGUACAAGCUCCGGUGUGAUAACUGCCCUCCACAGAAAUAAACAAUGAGGAAGACUUUGGAGCUAAAGCAGUUCUGUGUUUGCAUUGGCAAUUUUAAGACAAGAGACUACUGAAUUGGGGCAUAUUGUCACCAAAUUCUGUGCUGUUUAAAUGAAAUCUUAGUAUUCUGUAUUUGAUUUUUUUUAAAAACAGGUUGGGAUUUCUUAUGUAAAUAUUUUGUAAUAAAGGAGUUCACUGUGUGCUAAUA